This is a messenger RNA of Saccostrea echinata, 1521 nucleotides long. Its product is annotated as cytochrome P450 2B4-like. Gene Ontology annotation, cellular component: intracellular membrane-bounded organelle; cytoplasm. The transcript has 4 exons. Gene Ontology annotation, biological process: xenobiotic metabolic process. Gene Ontology annotation, molecular function: heme binding; oxidoreductase activity, acting on paired donors, with incorporation or reduction of molecular oxygen, reduced flavin or flavoprotein as one donor, and incorporation of one atom of oxygen; iron ion binding. The record is from RefSeq and is a predicted model, not a curated record. Lineage: Eukaryota; Metazoa; Mollusca; Bivalvia; Ostreida; Ostreidae. Bases 1 to 1452 code for a protein of 483 amino acids.
AUGUGGGUGACUUUGGCCAUUAUUGUUAUUUUAGUGUGUUUGAUAUGGAGUCUAACUGGACGACCAAAGGGACUCCCGCCUGGUCCUACAUGUUACCCAAUCAUUGGGAAUGUCAGAAUCUUCAAACCUUCAAAAGCUAUCAAAGCUCACAGAAGACUAAGGAAAAUUUAUGGAGACAUUUAUACCAUAAUGAUCUUCCAUAAACCCAUCAUAUUUGUUCAUGGAUUCAAUAACAUACAACAUUUACUGGUUAAGCAUGGCGAUGUAUUCUCUGAGCGACCAAGAUCACUUGCUACGGAUAUUGCAAAAGGAAAUGGUGUGAUAUGGUCAUCAGGUCCGUUAUGGAAGGAAAUGAGAACUUUUUCACUGAUGACAUUGCGCAAGUUUGGAUUCGGGAGACGUUGCUUGGAAAGCCAAAUCAUGGAAGAAGUAGACUGUUUGAUGGAGAAAUUGGAAAAAUAUGAAAACGAGGCUUUUGAUAUUCAAAGUUUAUUAAAUGCAUCUGUGUCAAACGUUAUUUGUUCGCUUUUAUUUGGUAAAAGAUUUGAUUAUGGUGAUACAAGAUUCAAGCGUUUAAUUGACCUAUUGUCCAAGUCCUUCCGCAGUAUUUCUUCAUCGUCGCCAGUCUUUAUUUUUCCCUCUUUACGCCAUAUUAGAAUAUUUGACAUCGACUUAGUUAAAAAAAAUGUUAAUGCUAUGAGAGCAUUUGUCAAUGAAAUGAUAGAGGAGCACAGAAGAAAUUUUGACGAGGACCACAUCAAUGAUUUCAUCGAUGUUUACCUUCUGGAACAAAAACAAAGAGGAAAUGAAAUCAACACUAUAUUCACAGAUGAAAAUCUGAACAAGACUUUAAGGGACUUCUUUUCUGCAGGAACUGAAACUACUUCUACGACAUUGAGAUGGGCAUUUCUGUUUUUACUUCAUAAUCCAAAUUGGAAGAAAAGACUUCAAAAAGAAAUUAAUGACAUCAUAGGUCAGAGACAACCCAAGAUGGAACACAGGGAUCUAUUGCCAUUGGUAGAUGCAUUUUUACAGGAAACUCAACGUCUAUCAAAUAUUUCUCCCCUAAAUGCCCCACAUGCAGGAAAGGAAGACACGACGUACAAAGGAUUUCUCUUUCCAAAAGGUACAACAGUAUUUUUUCUUUUGGAUUCUGUAUUGAUGGAUCCAGAAAUAUUUCCUGAACCUGCAGUGUUUAAACCGGAGCGAUUUCUAGACGAAAGCGGGAGUUGUUCUGGAGAGCUAAAAGACAAGCUUGUCCCCUUUUCGUUAGGACCAAGGGUGUGUCUUGGAGAGGCACUCGCUAAAAUGGAGCUCUUCCUUUUUUUCACCCGAUUUCUACAGAAGUUUGAGAUAGAGCCAGAGAAUUCCGAAUGUUUGCCUUCUCUGGAAGGAAACCUUGGGAUAACUAACACGCCUCGCGAUUUUAGGAUGAGACUUGUUAAACGUUAACCUUCAGUAAUCUGUGAACUUUAUUGAUACCUCUGUGCCACACAUUGACUGAUAUAUCGGGUUGUUAUC